AUGGACAGCAAAGCUGAAAGCUGUUUUGUUAUUACAGGAGAGUGCAAGGAAACUUUAUCAACAAUUUCUGGACCCAAGACAAAACACAUUUAUGGGAGAAAAGAAGGUGCUUGGAUGAAAGAUCCAUUAGCAAAGGGUGUUAAAAUCUACAUCACCAACUACUAUUAUGGCAAUACGCUGGUGGAGUUUCGCAACAUGGAAUAUUUCAAACAAGGUCGCUGGAGUAACUCGUACAAACUUCCAUACAAUUGGAUUGGUACGGGCCAUGUGGUGUAUGGUGGGGCUUUCUACUACAAUAGAGCUUUCACUCGCAAUAUUAUCAAAUAUGACCUGAAGCAAAGGUAUGUGGCUGCCUGGACCCUGCUUCAUGAUGCAGUGUAUGAUGAGGCCACACCCUGGAGGUGGAGGGGCCACUCCGACAUAGACUUUGCCGUUGAUGAGAAUGGUUUGUGGGUGAUUUACCCAGCCAUUGAUGAUGUGGGCUCCUUGCAAGAGGUCAUUAUCAUCAGUAGGCUCAACACUGUCGACCUGUCCAUCCAAAAGGAGACGACCUGGAGGACCGGCUUGAGGAAGAACUAUUACGGCAACUGCUUCAUAGUCUGUGGGGUGUUGUAUGCAGUGGACAGCUACAACAACAAGCAUGCUAACAUCUCAUAUGCUUUUGACACCCAUACAAACACACAAAUCAAUCCACGGCUGCCAUUUACCAAUGAGUACUCUUACACAACCCAAAUUGAUUACAACCCCAAAGAGCGUAUCCUGUAUGCAUGGGACAAUGGCCAUCAAGUCACGUAUGGUAUCACAUUUGCCUAUUAGGAUGGAAAACACAGACACUAACAAAGUGCUUCUAGCACUGGUCUUUGUAAAAAAAAAUUAUAAAAAGGGGAAAUGAUGUUCUUAUAUUCAUUCACAGAUUGUAGAUCGAUCUGUUUUGUGUUAAUAUAACCAUGGCAACCUGCUUUAAAAGAAACAGAGAGAAAAACAAAUGCACACUAAAGGCCCCUGUUGACCUGAGCUCUAUACAAUAGUUGCAUACCUUGCAUAUCAAGACAUGGAGGAGUAAAAUGCCUGCCAGAAUUCGCUGCUGAGUUACAAACGGCUCAUUGUUCCUGCUCAAGCUUCACAUGCCUAUUGACCGAUAAAACCUGCAUGUUUCAUUUUGUAUUGGUUACUUUGCAGAGAAGAAUCCAGCCUCUCAGCUCUGUCCCUGCACUAUGAACUGACCAUCAUUGCUACUGUCUGGAAUAAUCACAGAGACAAUACAAUUCAAGAGGCUUAAUCAAGUUUAAGUUCUAAAUAAUGACACUGAUUUAAGCAUCCUAACUGAAUACUUUGACAUAUGGCAUUACAACAAUUCAAUAUUUCAUCAUCUUUUAAAGUACAAGUAGUUGAUUUCUAUUUCCAACCAUUCUGUAUUGUGGAUUAACUCCUCAAUGACUGAGAGGUAUGAAUUAUUGAAUGAUGUAUUGCACCUUAGUUUAUUGAUUAGAGAUGGUUGCUCCCUGUGCUGUUUAUUAUUGAGAUAUUAGUGGUUAUGUGUUUGAGAAUUUACAGAUAUGUUCCUGACAUUUAGUUUUUACCUAAUAAAUAGGAUUGAAAUCUUAGUUUAUGUGGAACGCUGGGGUGGAGAAGGUCACAGUUUUGGAUUUACAGUAGAAAGCAGAAACUGCACAUUGGUAUGAAGUCUGAAACCGACAGCAUAUAAUGUAACAUUGUGUGCACUGUAAGUGGUGCCCUCUAUUCACCAUUCAAUGAUUCAGUUUUAAUUCAGAAUUGCAAUACACCUGUUAGAAAACGAA
Molecule: messenger RNA, 1799 nt
Organism: Rhincodon typus (whale shark)
Lineage: Eukaryota; Metazoa; Chordata; Chondrichthyes; Orectolobiformes; Rhincodontidae
Product: olfactomedin-like protein 2B
Exons: 2
Coding region: 1-816 (271 amino acids)
Biological process (GO): signal transduction
Source: RefSeq, a predicted model, not a curated record